AAGGCAACCCACAGCGACAAGAUGACCAAGUUGAUUCUGUACGGCUUGGAGGCCAGUCCGCCAGUUCGUGCCGUCAAAUUGACUUUGGCCGCCCUGGAAGUGCCCUACGAAUUCGUGGAAGUGAAUACUUUGGCCAAGGAGAACUUAUCGGAGGAGUUCCUGAAGAAGAAUCCACAGCACACGGUGCCCACUUUGGAGGACGAUGGUCACUUCAUCUGGGACUCGCAUGCCAUCAUUGCCUAUCUGGUGUCCAAAUACGGCAAGAACGAUAGUCUCUAUCCAAAGGAUCUCCUCCAGCGAGCUGUGGUGGAUCAGCGGCUGCACUUUGAGUCCGGAGUGGUAUUUGCAAACGGAUUGAGGAGCAUCACGUUUCCACUUUUUCGCAACGGCCUGACUAACAUUCCCAAGGAGCGAUACGAUGCUAUUAUUGAGAUCUACGAUUUCCUGGAGACCUUUCUUGCCGGCAACGAUUACAUUGCCAGCAGUCAGCUGACCAUUGCCGACUUUAGUAUUAUCUCAACGGUGACCUCGCUGGAGGCCUUUGUGCAGGUGGACACGGCGAAGUACCCCAAGGUCAGUGCCUGGAUUAAGCGACUGCAACAGCUUCCUUACUACGAGGAGGCCAACGGCAAAGGGGUCCGUACCUUCGCGUCCUUCAUCAAGAAGACUAAUUUUACCUUUGCAUCCCAGUAAAUGAACUUAUUUAUUAUGAACAAAUUACUACUUUUAAUAAGAAUAUGAAAAAUUUAA
This is a messenger RNA of Drosophila elegans, 750 nucleotides long. RefSeq names its product glutathione S-transferase 1-like. The record is from RefSeq and is a predicted model, not a curated record. Lineage: Eukaryota; Metazoa; Arthropoda; Insecta; Diptera; Drosophilidae. The coding region runs from base 22 to 693 and encodes 223 amino acids. Gene Ontology annotation, biological process: glutathione metabolic process. Gene Ontology annotation, molecular function: glutathione transferase activity. The transcript has a single exon.